Molecule: messenger RNA, 2319 nt
Organism: Malassezia japonica
Lineage: Eukaryota; Fungi; Basidiomycota; Malasseziomycetes; Malasseziales; Malasseziaceae
Gene: SEC20
Product: Protein transport protein sec20
Exons: 1
Coding region: 1-2319 (772 amino acids)
Biological process (GO): retrograde vesicle-mediated transport, Golgi to endoplasmic reticulum
Cellular component (GO): SNARE complex; endoplasmic reticulum
Molecular function (GO): SNAP receptor activity
Source: RefSeq, a predicted model, not a curated record
AUGGCCGAGGUGCUGCCGAGGGACGUGCGCGUGCUGCGCGACCAGGCAGCGCGGCGCGUACGCGACGUACGUGACGUGCAGUUUGCACAGAUCUCCCAGUGCCGCACUCCUGCGGAGCUGGCCGAGACCGAGCAGGAACUCCAUGCGACGCUCGCCAAGAUCGGCGCGCUGGUGCGCCAAGUCGCCGACGAGGCGCCGGACGGCAGUACACCUGCUGAGUGUGCUGCCAUUGAGGCCGCCGCGCGCGAAGACCGCAAAACACUCGAUGCACUCCGCUUGGAGGCCAGGAAAUGCCUGCUGGGCGCCCAGCGCACUGUCCAGGCCGCCGCCGAGAAUGCGGCACGCGAUGCGCUCCAACUCGGCUCCCAGAAUGCCAAGGAGCGCACGAAAAAGGCGUCGGGCGACCGCGCCGAGGCAGCAUCCGAGGAAGUGACGUCUGCGCUCCAGCGCACCGUCGCACUGAUGUCGACCGAACUCGAAAAGUCGGGCUUUUCUGCUCAGCUUCUCGAAGAGUCCUCGGAAGGACUCGCGCAGAUCUCCGAGGCAUACCAGUCAUUCGGGUCGCUGCUGCGCAACUCGGUCGACCUGAUCAAGCAGAUGGAGCGCCAAGAGCUCUGGGACCUCGGCGUGCUCGUCGCGUCCCUCUCCUUCUUUGUAGGGUGCAUCGCCUACAUUCUGUAUGUGCGCGUCAUCAGCAAAGGCCUCUCGGUCCUGGGCCUCGCAUGGCGCGCCACGGGCAUUGUGAAGCAUAUCCCAGGCAUGUCGCACUCCGCCGCAUCGCUCGCGGCCACGGCGUCGGUCGCGACGGCUAUGCGCCGCUCGCCGGCAGAAGCGCCGCGGAAGCGCGUGCACCGUGACGAUCCGAUCGCCGACGCGACGCGUGGCAUGCCGGACACGCCGCUUCCGUCUCCGUCGACGUGGACGCGGCCGCGUGGCGCGAUGCGUGGCGUCGACGCCCGGCGGAACGCCGAGGCGUUCCGCGACGCCGAGGCACAAGCCGAGGCCGAGGCGCGUCAGCUGCGCGAGGCGCAGGAAGAAGAGGCGCACCGCCAGCGCGAAGCACAGGAAGACGAGGCACGCCGGGCGGCAAUUGCCCAGCGCGAGCAGGCGGAGCUCGAGGCGCGCUUUGCGGAGCUCGAGUCGGAUGCGCUGCGCGACUUGCCCGUGCGCACGGCCACGACGGCCGCCUCGCCGCUGGCCAAGAAGCCGCGCAGGAAGAUGGGUACGAUGGACGUGCCGCAGUCUACGGCACAGACCAUCAAGCGUGCGACGCCCGCGCCAGACGAGCCCAGCCGCGUCCUGGCCGGCGAGGCGGAAUCGCAUACGGAUGCCGCGCCGGAAGCGGCGCCGGAGCCUGCACCGGCGCCUGUGCCUGACGUGCCCCAGGAGAGCGUCAUGGAGCCUGUGCCGGAGCCGAUGCCCGAGGCCGUCUCGCGUGUGGGGUCGGUGGUGCCCGUGACGGGCUCGAGUGGCGCGCAGCAAACAGCGAGUCCAGAGGAGCGCGAGAUGCGGACCACGAGUGUGUCUACGGGGGGCGAUGCUACCUCGUCUGCCGAGUUCCUCGCCGAGCCCAGUGCGUCGAGCAAUGCGGUAUCGGCCACGUCGGCAGCGGCGGACGCGGGAGGCAGUGUGUCGAGUACAAAAGGAGAGCCUACGCCCAGUGCUAGUGUCUUGUCGAAGGAGGAGCGUGCCUCUGAUCCUGCCAGUGUCGCAUCAUCGUCGAGUGAUGAUGCCGAGGCAGCGUCGCGCGGUGCCUCGCAUGACGAGGCGGCGUCUCAUGAUGCCUCGCGAGACGAUGCGACGUACAGCGAUGCCUCGCGUGACGUGGCCGAUGCCACCAGCGCUGCACAUGCCCCGCCCUCCUCCAGCGUAUUUACGACAAGCGCUGCCAGUGUCGCGCCCUCGUCGAGCGACGUGUCGAGCACGAUCCAAGUGCCGAGCACCACGUUGCUCGACGCUACCUCGUCGACCCCCGCCCCUGCCACUUCCCCUCUAACGACCCCCUCCCCUCGUGAUGCCCAUGUGAGCAAAGCCGCGGCCGCCCUGAGUCUCGCCUCGGCGUCGCUCGAGUCUGCCGCCGCGACGCUCGCGCCCGAAGUGUACAGCGCGGCCUCGGCCAAGCUGCACUCUGCCUCGGUCUCGCUCGACCAGGUGCUUGCCCCCACGACUACCGCCGAGCCCCUGCUCAGCAAGGCCGCGUCCGCGGUCCACGCCCUCGGCCACGCGCCGAGCGCUGUGGGCGACGUGCUCGGCAAAGCGUCGUCGGUCGUGUCGGAUGCCUUCGUUCCUACCCCCACGUCGCUUCACGACGAACUGUAA